GCACCCAAAUGCCUCAAAACGACGGCGCUUAAAUCCAGAAACGUGGCAACGUAACGCUGACUGUUUCAUCCUCUCUUCUUCUCUGUGGCAACUGGAAAUGGCUCUCCCAAACAAUCCCCAAUCCUUCCCCCAUUUUUCCUAAACCCCAAACCCCAAACUCCCCAAACCCAAACCCUAAGCCUUCAUCGAUCUCUCUCUCUCUCUAAAAAACCAAAACCAGAAACUUUCAGCUUUGUUUUAGAAAAUUUCUGAAUUUUUUUUAGCUGAGAAAAAAAAAGUCAAGAGAAAAUGUCGUGGAUAAGAUCGGCUGUGAGCAAAGCCGUGGAGGCUGGGAACAAGAACAACCUCACUCGGACCGUCAAGAACUAUGCCGACUCCGUCGUCCAGCAUGCCGGCCAAGCCGUAGCCGAAGGCGCCAAACGCUUUCAGGACCGUAUGGGAGCUCGUAGUUUUAAAAGUGUUAAGAAGAGUAUCCAGAGAUUGGAAGAAGCAGCUGUCUCUUGCGGGGGGGCUGAAAGACUUGAGAUACUGAGAAGGUGGGUGAUUAUGCUCAGAGAGGUCGAGAGACUGAAGCUUUCUCCGGGUUCUGUGGAAGAAAAAGACAACGCAGUCGAGCAACCUACUGCUUCUGAGGACGCCAACGAUAUUCGAAGAAGAAUAUCUCUGGUUUUGUACUAUGACUCUGAUGUUGGCGGUGAACCCAUGACUUUCCGCGAAGUGUUUCUUCAAAGUCAGGCUCUGGAGGGCAUAACACUGUCUAUGAUUCUUGAAGGUCCAAAUGAUGAAGAGGUUGCCCUGCUGAUGGAGAUGUUUAGGCUCUGUCUUACUGGAGGAAAAGAAGUUCAUAAUGCAAUAGUGAGCAGUAUACAAGAUCUGGAAAAAGCCUUUUCAAGCUAUGAAGAUGAAGUAUUGGUAAAACGGGAGGAAUUGCUCCAAUUUGCACAAGGUGCAAUUACGGGGUUAAAGAUUAAUGCUGAUGUCAUAAGAAUAGAUGAAGAAGUCUCUAGUCUAAGGAAGAAGCUUGACACAACGACCACCCCUCUGAAGCCUUCAACUGAAGGUCAUGACAAAGCAUCAGAAGAAACAAAAUUGGAAACAAUAGAGGCAUUAAAAGAAGCACUUGCACAAGUUCGAGCUUGUUCCAGAUUAGAAGGGCUUUUACUGAAGAAAAAGUUGUUGAACAAUGGAGAUUCUGCUGAGAUCCAUGCUCAAAAAUGUCAUGCGGUCCUUGUGACAGUCAAGCUUCAAUCAUGGGCCAAAAAAUUUCUUCUUACCUGUUUAAAUGUAUCUUGUUACAGAAUAGAUGAAGAAGUCUCUAGUCUAAGGAAGAAGCUUGACACAACGACCACCCCUCUGAAGCCUUCAACUGAAGGUCAUGACAAAGCAUCAGAAGAAACAAAAUUGGAAACAAUAGAGGCAUUAAAAGAAGCACUUGCACAAGUUCGAGCUUGUUCCAGAUUAGAAGGGCUUUUACUGAAGAAAAAGUUGUUGAACAAUGGAGAUUCUCCUGAGAUCCAUGCUCAAAAAGUUGAUAAAUUGAAGGUCUUGUCAGAAUCUCUGGCUAGCUCCUCUGCAAAAGCUGAAAAUCGUAUUUCAGAUCACAGACUUCAAAAGGAGGAGGCACUAAAAGUUCGUGUAGCCAGAGCAAGUGAAGUGAGUGAAAGAGAGAAGGUCUCGGCCAACGGCCGUGACACUGUCUGUCUGUCUGUCUGUCUAUCUAUCUAUAACUCUUUUGAUACUCUUGAGGCACACCUUUUAUCUUUUAUGCAGAAAGAGUUGGGGCCUUCUAUCAGUCGUAUAGGGAAAUUUGUAGAGAACCUAAAGAAUUUGAGCGAGGGGUCAAGGAUGGCAUCUACUGCAGAAAGCGAGGGUUCUAAAGUAUUAAAUCCAAUAAAUAAUCUUGAGGAGGAAUAUUUGGACCAUGAAACCAAGAUUAUUACCACCUUUAGUGUCGUAGAUAACAUCAAGGAGCAGUUUUAUGGCCCACGAGCUGAAAUUUCCAGGAAAGAUGACCCUAGGGUUAAGGAGCUGUUUGAUGAUAUUGAAAAAUUAAGGGAGCAAUUUGAAGCUAUUGAGAGACCAAAUCUACAACUGGAGAAUCCAACCCCAAAAUCAGAAACGAAGCCGCAGAGUGGUCCAUUUACUCUCCCAACAGAGAGCACAGGAGCGCAGAAAGCUGAUACAGAUAAGCAUCCUGGGUCAGGUGCAGUGAAGGCAGAGCAAAUGCAUGACACUGAAGCAGAACUAGCAAAGCUGGAAUCGGAGUUUGGCAAGGUUGGUCAAGACUACUCGGCAGAAGAGAUUGGUGACUGGGAAUUCGACGAGCUUGAAAGGGAACUAAGAUCUGGUGAUUCAUCAACAGCCAAAUAGACCCCAAUACUUAUGGUGGCUGGGUCACCGUCAUUGCAAGUUUCGUAAAAAACCUGUGUAUUAUAAACAUGAUAUAUAACUCUGUACCUGACCUCCAAAAAGCCACACAUACUUUUCUCUGUAACUUAUAUGUAACAAGUGACGGAUUAUCAAUUUGUUAAUUUAAUCCUUCUUUAAAUUCUCGAACCUAUAUGCUCGAAUAUGGAAUACAAGUGAAUGAAAAGUGUAAUUUGGAUGUAGCUGG
Messenger RNA from Prunus avium (sweet cherry), 2614 nucleotides. The record is from RefSeq and is a predicted model, not a curated record. Lineage: Eukaryota; Viridiplantae; Streptophyta; Magnoliopsida; Rosales; Rosaceae.